UUUGACUUUGUGGCCGUGGUAGCUAGUGAGAACCGUUUGCGCUGAAAUGUGACGCAAUCAGUAAGCGACGGCAAACUAAUGAGAUGGAUUGUUUGAUCACACAAGUGAGAGUUGUUUGUUAUCGCUGAAACUUGUUUGACGAUUGCAGAAAUGUGCUUCUUCCUUGGCUUGUAAGGGGUAACCCCUGAGAAGGACCUCCAUUCGCCACCCUCUAAGACUUCAGUCUGAAACUGUCAACUACCUGGCCAGCCAGGGUGCAGCUCUAGUCCAGGGUCCUUAUCCACCCACAACUCAGGCAGAAAGUCCAUCUACUGGGGGGUCCCUGGUUCAGUGCCCCUGAUGGCUGGGACCAGCACUCUGGGCCAGAAGCAGCUGUGAAGGGAUGGGGUAGUAGCUGAGGACAGAGCCAUGGUUCAUAACGUCUCAGUCCCCCAAACACCACCUCCGGCACUGGUGGGCACCAAUGGCCGCUCCUCUGGGAGGAAGAGGACACCCAAGGCAUGUGACUGCUGUGGGCCAAACUCUAAGCACCACAAUGGGAAGGACCCACCUGGGAAGACUCCAGGUGGCAAGUCCAGACAACGCAGGGCCCAUCUGGGGAAGGGCAGGGGCCAGGCCCUGGGGGAGACCCCCAAGAGGACGGGUGGUCACCACUCUUCUGAGAAGACCCAGAUGACAGAGGAGCAGGUAACAGCCAUCCGACAGCUGGCGAACGACUCAGUUGUGGAGGAGGUAACCAACUCCUUGGCUCCAUUUGUAACCAGCUCUGUCGGUCAACCUCAACCUUUAAUGGACUCUAUGGGUCAACCCUUAAUGAACUCUAUCGGUCAGAAGUUAACGUACACUGUGGUUAAACUGGUGACCAAGUCUGUGGUUCAACCAGUAACAAACUCUGUGGUUCAACCUAUAAUGAAGGCUGUGGUUGAGCAUGUUCCUGAUUCAGAGAUGGAGCAGGAGAAUGGUUGUGGUUUAGACAAACAGCCGGUAACCGACUCUAACACGGAGGUCAUGAAGCAGCCCCAGGCUGGUGACGCAGCUGUCUCCCUUUCCAACGGUACAUUGGCUGUGCCCAACGAGGAACAAACAGACUGUAGCGCCCCUAUGGAGGUGGAACCAUCAGCCACAGCCUGUGUUUCCCCAGGCAUUAUGUUAUGCAGCACCCUCCACCCCUUCGCUCUGUGGGACCACAGAGAUUACUGUGAGGUGGGAGUGUGGGCUCCAAGCCCUGAGCCAGAGGAGAACUGUGUCUCAAACCCAGCACAGCAACCCAACCCUGAAGACAACAUCCAUGAAGUAAUCAUAGACCUUAUACAUGAGUUCCUGGCGUUCUUCUAUGUGAAGUACGGGAGCUUUAUCCCCCUCAGUGAGACUGACGUCCUGGAGCAUCUGAAGAACAAGUGUAACACUGACCUCCAUGACAAGAAGCUAAACAUCCACUCAGAAAUGAUGAAGUAUAAAGCGGGUCUCGCCUCCAUCCCUAUGAAGUGCUUCAAAGUGGACUACAACAAGCACACUCUGACCCUGGAGGACCUGUCCACACUGGAUGACCAAAACUGGGUCAACGACCAGGUGAUAAACAUGUAUGGAGAAUUGAUCAUGGAUGCUACACAGAACAAGGUUCAUUUCUUCAACAGCUUUUUCCACCGGCAGCUGGUGGCCAAAGGCUACGAAGGGGUUAAGAGAUGGACCAAAAAGGUGGAUCUGUUUUCUAAGAGGCUGUUGUUGAUUCCUAUCCACCUGGAGAUUCACUGGUCCCUGAUCACAGUGGACAUAGCCAACCACCACAUCCACUAUUAUGACUCCCAGGGCAUCGUCUUCAAAUACACCAUGGAGAACAUCCUGACUUAUAUCCUGUCUGAGGCCGAGGAGAAGAAACAAGCUGCAUAUCAGAAAGGCUGGAAGACGAUUAUAAGCAAGGGUAUUCCUCAACAGAAGAACGACAGUGACUGUGGAGUCUUCAUCUUGGAGUACUGCAAGUGCCUGGCAUUGAAAGAGCCGCUGCAGUUCACACAGGACGACAUGCCCAAAGUCCGCAAGAGGAUUUACAAAGAGCUCUGUGACUGUAAACUGAAUGACUGAUCAACCGCAGUGUCCCAGCUCUAGAGAGAGUACACCUGCCUUUCCACUGGACCGUGGGCUUUAACGACUGUUUGACCCUUAUUGUGGAAGGGCCAUUAAUACUUUAAAACAUGACGAGCCAAGAAGCGCAGUGGAAACGGGACACGUUGUUUGACUAAUGACACAGAGACGGUGAAAACACCAAAAAAAAACAUCUUUCCUUCAGUAGAGGUCCAGCGUUGGACUUGUUUUUAUAUUCCUUGAUAAUGAGGCACUUUUGAAUUUCUUUUGAGUUGACGUCCACAAAGUUUCCACUGCUGACUGACUGACUGGCUGGCUGACUGACUGGCUGGCUGACUGACUGGCUGGCUGGCUGACUGACCUGGAGCGAACUCUGCUGGUAGGUUUGAGACCGGUAAUGGACCUAUCCGUGUUUAUAACAUGUUUCCUAGCUUCAGUUCUUAAACUGUAAACAGGAGAUUAUAUGGGACAGUAGGUGAAACUUGAAGGUUGUUUUAUAUCACGUAGUGUUUGCCUGACUAGUGAGGUAGAGAACAAUAACUCAUCGAAGGCUAACGUUUAACUGAAUAUACUGUUUUAAUGUUACUUAAUCUCGAACUGCUUCUUAGUUCUUGAGAAACUCCACGUUUUGGCAUCACAAACAGCAGUUUGUUAUCAGGGAGUUAGUUAUGAUUAACCAUGAUGCUCCACUCAGAAUGGCUUCAUGAAAACACACACCUCUUCCUGCUUCUGUUGAAAAUAUGCUGUUUAAACAAUAAGUGUAUUUUGACAUUUUAGUGUACUGAGAAAGAAUUUAAUGCUACUGCUGUAGAACCGUUUCUAAGCCUUUUAUUGUAUGAGGGGCCCGGCCCACCUUCCUCAUUGGAGGAUCACCCAUCUGAGGGGCCCGGCCCACUAUGGUCAUCUUCCUCAUUGGAGGAUCACCCAUCUGAGGGUGCUGGUCCACAGACAGUUUGUAAUUGAGAAAAUGCUGCUGUAGAAAUUGCUGAAUCCCAUCUAUACUAUCUGUCAUUAAUGCACAUUUGAGCCCAGUGUAUACCUGGUGCUAACAUAUGCCUUUUGUGUUGUUGUCCACAUUUUAAAGACCGGUGUAGAUGAUUAAAAUGUCUGGAUAUCAA
Oncorhynchus tshawytscha (Chinook salmon) is the source of this 3197-nucleotide messenger RNA. RefSeq names its product SUMO specific peptidase 5 (gene senp5). Gene Ontology annotation, biological process: protein desumoylation. Gene Ontology annotation, cellular component: nucleus. The transcript has 11 exons. Gene Ontology annotation, molecular function: deSUMOylase activity. The coding region runs from base 409 to 2079 and encodes 556 amino acids. NCBI's taxonomy places the organism in Eukaryota, Metazoa, Chordata, Actinopteri, Salmoniformes, Salmonidae. The record is from RefSeq and is a predicted model, not a curated record.